CUCCAGGGGACUCUUGACUCUGAGCCUUGGAGGCAGUCAGGGUAUAGGUGAAGGGAAAGUAAGAACUAAGACGAAAUGGGAGGGGUUGCAGAUGCAUUCCUGCAAUGCCGUCAGGGUAUAGUUCUUCCAGGUACUCAGACGAAUAAGUGUUACUCGUCUUACAGAUGUAUCGACUCGCCGGGAAAGGCUUCUGAUGUGCAUAGGAAUGGUGUCUUUGUUAAAGGAUCUUGCAUGGGUGUGAUGGGCACAGGGCAAAUAAGACCAGAGUGGCGAGCUCAUGCGGCUAUGAUUAGCUCUCGAUUGGAGUCUUCAGUCAAGAAUGGGACCAAACCUUCAAACUUCUCUUCAAGAAUCACUACUGAUAUUCCGCUCUAUGAGUCACCAGGGGCUUCCUUUGAUCAAUACCUGAAUGAUCGACCCAGAGUCUUCAAAGCAAUAUUCCCAGACAAACGAAGAAGCCAGAGGUUGAGUGAGGAGGAGUGGAGAAUACAGAUGUUGCCAAUAAAUUUCUUGUUCCUGACUGUUUGGCCUGUGAUCGAUAUGAGGUUGAGAUGUAAAUCAACAGGAGAAGACUACCCGACUGGAAUUCCUCCCCAUGUCACAAGGGUCCUUGAACUGGAUGUGAUGAGAUGGGAGCUCCAAGGUCUUGAUAUUGAGCCCUCCCAUUUCAGACUAGGGGUACGAGGAGUGCUUUAUCCUGAUAGACAAGGAAUGCAGACAAGACUCAGAGGUCAAUUGAAGAUGGAAAUAAGCUUUGUGCUACCCCCUAUGCUUGCCUUGGUUCCAGAAGAUGCUCUCAGAGGCAUUGUAGAGUCUGUGCUGAGAAGACUGUUGGAAGACAUGAAGCAUAGGGUGAAUGUAAGCUUGCUAUCAGACUACAGUGAGUUCAAAAGGGAGAAGCCCAGGAAUGUAAAGAGUUGAGCCUUAAGAGAAUUGAGAAAAGGUAAGAAAUGAGAAGAAGAGAAUGGGAGCCUUUAGAAUUAUGAAGAUUACCCUUUUCGUUAAUUACUUUCUCUUGUCUGGAGCUAAUUGAAUCGUCCAACUGUUGAAGAGAAUUGUGAAUAUCUCUGUUCCUAUCAAGUGCAUGACCUAUGUUCUCUCUCUUACGAGUUCCCUGGAGAAGUGUUAUGUGGCUAAUGUGGCAUGAAGGGAGUUAUGUAAUUAAUUGUGUAGUUAUCCUAGCCUUAGAGCACCAUUUCCCUCUUUUGGAUAUCGUCAUUUUUUAUUUUUUGUCUCAGACCUGACAACAAAUUGAUACUUUUAUUAAGGAA
Macadamia integrifolia is the source of this 1271-nucleotide messenger RNA. RefSeq lists its product as uncharacterized. The transcript is spliced from 5 exons. Lineage: Eukaryota; Viridiplantae; Streptophyta; Magnoliopsida; Proteales; Proteaceae. The coding region runs from base 76 to 921 and encodes 281 amino acids. The record is from RefSeq and is a predicted model, not a curated record.